AAAUUUUUCAUUCCAAGAACAACUUUGAAACCGUUAACUCUACUGAAAUCGUAAGCAAUGGCUCGUACCAAGCAGACCGCUCGUAAAUCCACCGGAGGAAAGGCUCCUCGCAAACAGUUGGCCACUAAAGCUGCUCGUAAAAGUGCUCCAGCUACCGGAGGAGUCAAGAAGCCACAUCGUUAUCGGCCAGGAACCGUCGCUCUGCGUGAAAUUCGUCGGUACCAAAAGUCGACUGAAUUGUUGAUCCGUAAGCUUCCAUUCCAACGUUUGGUUCGUGAGAUUGCUCAGGAUUUUAAGACCGAUCUUCGCUUCCAGAGCUCGGCUGUUAUGGCUCUGCAGGAAGCAAGUGAAGCUUAUCUGGUCGGAUUAUUCGAAGAUACCAAUCUGUGUGCCAUUCAUGCCAAACGAGUGACCAUUAUGCCGAAAGACAUCCAAUUGGCUCGUCGUAUUCGUGGAGAACCUACUGAAGUCGUUACCGCAGCAUCGGUUGCCGCAUCUCCAGCCAAGACACCGAAAAAGGCUCGUGCUCCUAAAGGAGAGGGUAAGAAACCGAAAAAGCCAGCCACUCAUCCACCAGUGAAUGAAAUGGUUUUAGCCGCCAUCAAGACUUUGAAGGAACGUAAUGGAUCAUCUCUUCAGGCCAUCAAGAAGUAUAUCGGUGCCAAUUACAAGUGCGACGUUGCUAAACUCUCAACUUUCAUCAAGAAAUCUCUGAAGAGUGGUGUUGAGAAAGGUAGUCUUGUGCAAACCAAAGGAAGUGGAGCAUCGGGGUCCUUUAAAAUUAAAUCUAAGGACAAGACACCUGCGGGCGAGAAGAAACCAAAGAAAACUGCGGCUGGGAAGAAGCCUUCAGGGGAAAAGAAAGUUGCCAAAAAGGCAGCCACUCCCAAAACUGCUGCCGUCAAAAAGCCUAAGGCAGCACCAGCAAAGAAAGCGGUUGAGAAGAAGGCUAAAGCAGCCGUCGCCAAAGUUGCCAAAAAGGCUGGAACCGUGAAAAAAGCGGCCGCUCCCAAACAGAAAGCAACCAAACCAUCGAAAACAGCGGCGAAGAAGCCUAAAACUCCAAAACCGAAAAAGGCUGCACCGGCUAAGAAACCCGCUCCGAAGAAAGCCGCCGCCAAGAAGACUACAAACACAUUGAAUCGAAAGACAAUGGCUCGUACCAAGCAGACCGCUCGUAAAUCCACCGGAGGAAAGGCUCCUCGCAAACAGUUGGCCACUAAAGCUGCUCGUAAAAGUGCUCCAGCUACCGGAGGAGUCAAGAAGCCACAUCGUUAUCGGCCAGGAACCGUCGCUCUGCGUGAAAUUCGUCGGUACCAAAAGUCGACUGAAUUGUUGAUCCGUAAGCUUCCAUUCCAACGUUUGGUUCGUGAGAUUGCUCAGGAUUUUAAGACCGAUCUUCGCUUCCAGAGCUCGGCUGUUAUGGCUCUGCAGGAAGCAAGUGAAGCUUAUCUGGUCGGAUUAUUCGAAGAUACCAAUCUGUGUGCCAUUCAUGCCAAACGAGUGACCAUUAUGCCGAAAGACAUCCAAUUGGCUCGUCGUAUUCGUGGAGAACGCGCCUAAGUCUGACCUAUCUGACCUCAUUCU
Messenger RNA from Toxorhynchites rutilus septentrionalis, 1587 nucleotides. RefSeq names its product histone H3.v1-like. Gene Ontology annotation, biological process: nucleosome assembly. The record is from RefSeq and is a predicted model, not a curated record. Gene Ontology annotation, molecular function: structural constituent of chromatin; DNA binding; protein heterodimerization activity. The coding region runs from base 58 to 1563 and encodes 501 amino acids. Lineage: Eukaryota; Metazoa; Arthropoda; Insecta; Diptera; Culicidae. The transcript is spliced from 4 exons. Gene Ontology annotation, cellular component: nucleosome.